Messenger RNA from Strongylus vulgaris, 963 nucleotides. The record is from the annotation of a GenBank genome assembly. Lineage: Eukaryota; Metazoa; Nematoda; Chromadorea; Rhabditida; Strongylidae.
ACUACUGGAAUGAUACGACAUCUAAGAAGCUGCCAUGUGCAAGAAUAUCAACAAGUUCAAGAAGCUCGUCAGUCAACACUCAUCCUGAAAAUGGGUAGCCCACUAACGGGUUUCUACACUUGCUUAAAGUUGCGUAAUGUAAGGAUUUCUCGCCAUGACGUCAACGAUACCGUUGAGAAACGCAAGCCGCUCUAUGGCCCGCCCGCUUCUCCACAAAUGCAGCAAACGAGCGAUGGACCGCUUUCAUACCAUUCAAAAUGGUCUCGACGGACCGGUUCACCGUGGUUGUCCAGCAUUAGAGCGCGUCUUGUUGAACAAAGACUGCGCAAGCUAGGCUGCGUACGCACACUUGUAAACCUUGACGCAGCGUAUUUUUUUCGAAACACUAGGCAAUUUCGCAUUGCUCUAUCUUCCCCUCUCAGCUAUCCAAGUCUAAGCACCCACUUUUACCAGUGCAUAUUCAAAUUAAUCGAGACAAAUUUGAAAGCGGAUAAUGAUUGCGAAGCAGAAGACGAAGAGAAAGCUCGUGCUCAGUUGUUACGGGAGAUGAACACUCAAGUCGCAUCGACAAUGGUCGCUCAUAUAACUAAGAAAACCUCCCCGGAACCUCAGAAAAGUCCUUCCGCCUCUUCCUCAGCAAGUGACACUGCGUCCUCUGUAGCGUCAUCAUUGUUUGGAUCAUCCCUACCACCUCUUCCUCCACUUUCUAUAGCACCUGCAGGCCUACCGGCGCCAAAACCCGUCAAAAUUUUUGCGCAACCGGUGACAAUCAAAUCGGAAGCUACGGAGGUUGAAGAUGAUAUCCACGAACCUACCGACCUUAGUGCAAAAACAUCGGCUUUCGCUGCGCUUGGACAGAAAAAGCGUGCACGAGAAAUCUGCCGGCUACAAAACCGUCAUCGUCUAACGGAAUUUGGCGUAGAAUCGGCAGAGAUGUGGGCAUUUCAGUCUGUGGGAGGUUGA